AUGACAGUGUUUCUCAUUUGUCCAAUGUAUUUCGGGGGAUACAACGAAUCACUAAUGGCGCUCAAUGCUAAGUUUAACAUCCCAGCCUGCCGUGGAGUAGCGGACUGGACUGUCAAUCCUCCCGUCUUGCUCUUCAACUUCUCAAUCUCUCAGGAGGCGCUCAUCCUUUGUGGCAACAACAUGAAUAUUUCAAGUCAAGUGGGAUCAGGGAUAUUCUCCGACUUCUCCCAAAUCCAGUCCGUUAAUGUCUCUGGAUUAAUCAAUUCCUGGGAUCCCAGCACCAGCACUAUCUCUUACAGGCAGCAACUGAUGUACCAGUUUUCAUGUCUGUAUCCACUGCAGUAUUUAGUCAACAACACUGAGCUCAGCGUAUCAGGAGUGAGUAUAGCAGUAAAGGACAACAAUGGCACCUUCGUCAGUACUCUAAGCAUGGCUCUUUUCAGUGUAAGGAACUAUACAACCAUACUCCAGAUACCAGGAUCUGGGCUGCAGUUGAAAACUCGCAUAUAUGUGCAGGUCAAGGCAACAAAUCUCACAAACAAGUGUCAAUUUUGUUUGCUGGACCGUUGCUAUGCCACAACAAGCCCAUAUCCAAACCCUCAGCACCUCUUACGAUCUUUUUUUAUUGGGUGUAAUCGUGAUGCCCAGACAAAGAUUGAUCGGAAUGGGGUAACCCAGGAAGCUCUCUUCUCCUUUGAGGCCUUCCGCUUUGUGGAACACAAAAAUCUUUCCGUCUCCACUUUCUAUCUGCACUGUGCUACACGACUCUGUGAGAACUCCACUUGUGCCUCCUUGCUUCCGAGAUGCGUUAGGAAAAGAGAAGUAGAGUCUCCGGUGUACAACUCUUCUGAUGUUGCCACUGUCUCCUCAGGACCAAUCAGAACUCAAGUUGACAACGGUGGCCUUAAGUCCGCUAGAUUAACCUCAUCAGCAUCCGUCCCUCAGCUGACGUAUGUUGGUGUAGCCGCUGGCUUGCUGAGCUUCUUUCUGUUUGACUGGUUGUCUACAUCAGGACUUGCGCAGUGAUCGACAUCAGGAUUCGGGAAUUCCUUAUAACUUGACUGAAAACAAUGUUUCUUAGAAGAUAUCUCACCUGUUACAUAUAUGUGAGAAAAUAUAUUAUGUGUCAGUUAUU
This is a messenger RNA of Cyprinus carpio (common carp), 1135 nucleotides long. RefSeq names its product zona pellucida-like domain-containing protein 1. Bases 1 to 1026 code for a protein of 341 amino acids. The transcript is spliced from 10 exons. The record is from RefSeq and is a predicted model, not a curated record. NCBI's taxonomy places the organism in Eukaryota, Metazoa, Chordata, Actinopteri, Cypriniformes, Cyprinidae. Gene Ontology annotation, cellular component: cell surface.